UCUGAUGACUCCACAGAAACAAUCCCUGCCGACAGUGAUGGAGGUUCCUGCUGAGGUUCUACUAGAGUCAAACUCGUCCAAACAAACAAGUGCACAAACGUCACUGGAGAAACAUGAUGGAAUGGUGGUUGAACUUGACGGCCAAGACUCGGUGGUAUCUCCUGAAUCGAUUCCACCCUGCCUUCCUUCAGCAGGUUGGCUGGCAGACUUUGGCAACGUGUAUCCCAAUAAAACACCUAAUGAUGAUCAUCAGCAAGUUAAAAACCAGAGUAACUGGCCGGAAGGGCCACAGCAGACUGAGGUCAAUCAGAACGCCGAUGUUCAAUCAGUAAGUCCGAACUCUGCUCCUGAGAAGUCGCAAGAGAUGAUCGUUCAGAGAGUGAAGACGUCUGGGGUGGUAAGCUUGUCUGACGUGGAAGGCUACUCGCGUUCAUGUCCUGAUGUACGCGGCAAACACAAAGUGCGGCUCUGUAAAAACUGUUUAUCAAGACGUAAGACGGGCGUCGCAGCUGAUGAUCUAAGCCCCAAGACUUGUGGCAUGAAGCGGCACAAGGUCGCUCAUUCUCAUCUGAUGGGGGAUAAAGGCAAGUUGUGCGGCAUGUGUAGGCAUGAUCCUGGAAAGAAGGCGAGGUACAAAGCAAGCAGUUCUGGCUCUGGUUCUGGCUCUGUAAACCAGUACCGUAAAAGCCAGGAAGUCUCGGAAAAUGCCGUGUACCCAUUAGAGGCGCCAAAAAAGUGCUCAAACGGGUCGUUUAAUGCCCAAACUUCACCUUCAGCCAGGCAUGCAGAGAAAUGCCCAACGUCUCACCAGUCCAAGCUCAGAGAGCAGAAUUGCUCGUGUGAUCAUCUCAAAGUGCCUCGGACCAAUCCAGCGUGGAGCGGUGACGGAUACGGUCACUGUAGUGACGUCACUCGGGAGAGGAACGAGGAGAACUUGGCUUUUUCUGCAAAAGAUAGAUGGAGGGAUGCUGAGCAGAAACACAUACUGCAUCAACAGAGUGAUAAGUCAUGGAAGGGAGGUAUGCAAGUGUCGGAUACUGAAAGCACCAAAAGUGGAGGAAAGACGAGGACCCAUAAACAAAAACAAUGUGCACAAACACCAGAAAUUCACAGAAGAGACACAAGAUGCUAAUGUCACGAUCACACAAAAAACUAAACCAAUAAGGGCACGUUUUAAUAUCACGUUUUAAAUGUCACGUCAUGAUUUUUCUAUUUAAUUUAUAACCGAUCACAACUCACAAUUUUAUACAGUGAUUCA
Molecule: messenger RNA, 1258 nt
Organism: Trichomycterus rosablanca
Lineage: Eukaryota; Metazoa; Chordata; Actinopteri; Siluriformes; Trichomycteridae
Exons: 3
Coding region: 5-1132 (375 amino acids)
Source: RefSeq, a predicted model, not a curated record